Molecule: messenger RNA, 156 nt
Organism: Miscanthus lutarioriparius
Lineage: Eukaryota; Viridiplantae; Streptophyta; Magnoliopsida; Poales; Poaceae
Source: the annotation of a GenBank genome assembly
AUGGCGAAGUCUCUGCGAUCCAAGCGGGAGAAGCGGCUGCGGACGUUGCGCCGGGAGAUAGCGGAGCCCUUCUACGACAAGAAGGAGGCCGCCAAGCUCGCCGCGCAGGCCGCCGCCCUUGCUGUCCCAGGAUGCCGGCAGCUCCCGCGGCGCUAG